Seriola dumerili (greater amberjack) is the source of this 1222-nucleotide messenger RNA. RefSeq names its product neural proliferation differentiation and control protein 1-like (gene npdc1a). The coding region runs from base 175 to 1173 and encodes 332 amino acids. Gene Ontology annotation, cellular component: membrane. The transcript is spliced from 9 exons. The record is from RefSeq and is a predicted model, not a curated record. NCBI's taxonomy places the organism in Eukaryota, Metazoa, Chordata, Actinopteri, Carangiformes, Carangidae.
CAGACUGCUCCCCGGUGUAACCUGCUCGGCUUAUCACUGUGUGUUUGUCGCGCUGAAGCUUUUCGCCCGCAUCAAAAAACGAACACAAAUAAAGACGUAAAACAAAAGCGAUGGGGGAAUGACAACAACCCUCGUCCCCGCCUGCGGUUCUCCGUCCCCGAGAAGACCCCAAGGAUGCUGCUACUCUCCAGCCCGCGGAGCGGACGCCAGCGCCGGGCCUCGCUACUGCUGCUGUUCGCCGCGGUCCUGCUCUGUGUUGUCUCUGUAGGUGCUGGCCUCCCAGCUGGCAGUAAAUGCCCCCACCAUAUAGACUGUGCCAAAGAGGGACGCCACUUCUGCAUGCCUGGCUCCUCCCACUGUGGCCCCUGCAUCUCGCCGCUGCACGAGAACGAGGAGGGACGCUGUGUGGAGAGGAGGAGGCACCAUCAGCAUGGGGCACACUACCCUGAACUGGACGAAGAAAUUGAUUAUCUUCAGUCUGUCAUCGAAAAACAGGAAGUGUUAGAGAUCACACAGCCAAAAAGGCCUGUUGCCGUAACCUCCCAGACAGAUGUUAAAAAAAGCAAGAUAAAUGCCUCCAAACACAAACAGAAAAGCAAGGCUCCACCCUCAUCUGAAAGCCUGCAUGCCUUCACUACAGCCCCCGGCCCUACGGUGUCUGCCCCCCCUAACACACCGACUCCACAGCCCAGAGCAACUGGAGUUGAGGGCAGAGCUGGUCCUAUAGUGGUUCCAGCUCCCAGGAAUGACAGAAUUAUUGUCAUCAUAAUCUCGCUGUGCGUCGCGGUGGGUGCUGUGGCAGUGAUCCUGGCAACUGCCUGUUUCAUCAAGUUGCAGAAAGAAUCACAUCUGACUAAGAAGGUAGACUACCCUGCCUUCAGAGGGGCAGGCAUGUCUGCUUCCCCAGCCACCGGCACUACGACAGGAGAUAACACUCUGGCCCAAAGCGCUCAAAUGUAUCACUAUCAACAUCAAAAACAACAGAUGCUGUCAAUGGGAAAUAAUAAACCUGAACAGAAAGUCCUUGACAACGAGGUCACAUCAGAUGAGGAAGAAGUGGGAGGAGACUUCACAGUAUACGAGUGCCCUGGACUUGCACCGACUGGAGAGAUGGAAGUCAAGAACCCUCUGUUCGAUGACUCGACUCUACAUUAUCAGGGGAAUCUCAAGUGAAUGCUGAACAUUUUAUGCGCUGUGCGGCACACACACUAUACACACAAUA